AUGGAUCUCUUAAGCAAUCUACCAGACGAGCUUCUUUGUCAUAUAUUGUCCUUCUUUACCACAAAGGAGGCUGCUUUGACUUCUGUUCUCUCAAAGAGGUGGCGACAUCUGUUUGCACUUGUCCCUAAUCUUGACAUUGAUGACUCUAUGUUUCUAUACCCUGAAGAGGGUAAGCGUGAUAGGAACGAAAUUCAACAGAGCUUCGUUGAAUUUGUCGAUAGAUUAUUGUUAUUGCAGGGUAAAUCUCCCACUAGAAAAGUCUCCCUCAAGUGUAUAAGUAUGUCUGAUCCAGACCGCCUAGAUGAUUGGAUAAGUAAUGUGUUGGCUCGUGGUGUUUCCGAACUUGAUCUGUCAAUCGAUUUGUGUAUGGAUGAAUACAUUCUCUUGUCUUCAAAACGUUUCGAGAGCAAGAAUCUAGUUAGGUUGAAAUUACACCGUAUUUGUAUUGGCCAACCGGAAAACCCUAUUGGUUGGUUGGCUGGGGGAAUAUUAUUACCAAUGCUUAAAACUGUCCUACUUGAGUCAGUUGGGUUUUAUGUUGAUGAGGUUUUUCUUAGAGCUUUGCCUGUUCUUGAGGAAUUAGUCAUGGUUGAUGUAUUCUGUUCUGGAGCGUUAAGGAUGUCAUCGUGUCAAAUGCAAGCCUCAAGACCCUAA
This is a messenger RNA of Arabidopsis thaliana (thale cress), 654 nucleotides long. Its product is annotated as F-box/RNI superfamily protein. The record is from RefSeq and is marked reviewed. Bases 1 to 654 code for a protein of 217 amino acids. NCBI's taxonomy places the organism in Eukaryota, Viridiplantae, Streptophyta, Magnoliopsida, Brassicales, Brassicaceae. The transcript has a single exon.